Messenger RNA from Drosophila navojoa, 1559 nucleotides. RefSeq names its product Cytochrome P450 311a1 (gene Cyp311a1). The record is from RefSeq and is a predicted model, not a curated record. Gene Ontology annotation, molecular function: monooxygenase activity; iron ion binding; heme binding. Lineage: Eukaryota; Metazoa; Arthropoda; Insecta; Diptera; Drosophilidae.
AUUGUGCUCAUUGGCUCCAAUUGGAAUUGCGAUUGCAAUUGCAGUCAAUCAAAUUGGUUUCAUCAAUUCCAGCGCACAGAUGUCGCUUUUGACUUUGCUGCUCGGUCUGUUUGUCUGCCUGUGCCUGGGGCUGUGGCACCUGCGUCAGCGCCUGCAACUGGGCUGUAGCCUGCCUGGACCCUGGGCCAUGCCCGGCUUAGGCAAUGUCCAGAUGAUUGGCAAACUGAAGCCAGAGUUUAUAUUUCUGGUGUUUACAGAGCUGCGCGAACGCUUUGGCGCCACCUAUCGCCUCUGGCUGGGACCUCAGCUGUGGGUGUUUCUGCACAGCGCCGAGGAGACGCGCCAGGCACUGCACGAUCCGACGCUGCGCAAAGCGGACACCUUUCAGCAGCUCUCACCACUCAUUGGCAAUGGCCUGCUGAUCAGCCAUGGCAGCGAGUGGAUGGCACAGCGUCGGCUGCUAACGCCCGCCUUUCAGCCGCAGCUGCUGCGCAGCUUUGCGCCUGCGUUGUCCACACAUGCGGAGCGCCUGCUUCACCGGCUGCAGCGAACAGGCGGAGAUGCCAUCGAGGUAACGGAUUACCUUUUCGCCUGUCUUCUGGACUGCAUUGUGGACAACUCAAUGGGCUAUGCGCUGGACACGCAGCUGGCCGAGCACUCGCCCAUUGUGAGCGCCUUUCAUCGCAGCAGUGAGCUGCUGUUCAAGCGCAUGAUUAAUCCUCUGCUGACCUCCGAUUUUGUGUUCAAGCGUACGCGACUUUGGCGCGAGCUGUGCGUUCAGCUGCGGGUGAUUCACUCGCACAUGGAUCGAAUUAUCGAGCAACGCGAGAAGCAGCUAAUGGCAGAGCAGCAGCAGCAGCCAGAGCAGGAGCGGCGACCUCGCAUACUCUUGGAUGCAAUGCUGCUGGCGGGGCUGAGCCGUCAGCAGAUACGCGACGAAGUGAACACAUUUGUCUUCGCUGGCGUGGACACUACCACGGCGGCCAUGGGCUUUGUGCUCUAUGCCCUGGCCAAGCAGCCGUCGGUGCAGGAGCGCUUGCACACCGAACUCUCUCAGCUGCCACCAGAUGGCGCCACGAGCCUGGAUGCUCUCAAUGGGCUUGACUACCUGGAUGCCGUGCUCCAGGAGACUCUGCGCAUGUACACCAUAGUGCCCAGCACGGGCCGCCAGACGACCCGAGCCACGACGAUUGGCGGGCGACGCUACUGCGCCGGCGUCACCCUAUGGAUCAACAUGUACGGCCUGGCGCACGACGCCAGCCACUUCGCAGCGCCAUACGAGUUUCGGCCAGAGCGCUGGCUGCAGGCGCGGCAGCAGCCCGCUCCCUUUAGCUACAUACCCUAUUCGGCUGGGCCACACGUGUGCAUUGGCCGCCGCUACUCGCUGCUGCUGAUGAAGCUGCUCACCGCUCGCAUUGUGGCGCACUUUCGCCUGGAGCUGAGCCAGCCACUGGAGCCGCUUGUGCUGCAGGCCCAAAUGGUGCUGCGCGCCCGGGAUGGCAUUCACAUUAAAUUUGUGCCGCGCGGAGGUGUAUAAAUACGAAACGACCCAUAUAUAC